Molecule: messenger RNA, 1574 nt
Organism: Chara braunii
Lineage: Eukaryota; Viridiplantae; Streptophyta; Charophyceae; Charales; Characeae
Source: the annotation of a GenBank genome assembly
CGAUGCUAGUGGCUCUCACAAAAGAAAUAUAGCGGCUAGGGGUCCGGACGACGCCGCCCAACCCCAAGGAUGUUGUCGGGGCUGUCCCGAGCCACUAAACCUAGUGAAAAGGUGCGUGGCCCAAUGGAUGACGCUUGGCCUGCGCACGCUAUCGAUCCACGAGAAAAGACAGUGAACGGAAGGGAGGUCACGUACAGGGUGAAUAGUCACGUCGACCGAACGAAGGUGGCCUGGCUAAAAGAACACACAGUUACGGUGAUUUUCCGCGAAGGAGCACGCUUCCUACGGAAGAAGGUGAAGGACGACGUAGUGAGAGCGUACGAAGACGAACGAACACAGGAUGGUAGCUUCGACCCUAGUACGUUUGGAAGGGGAAGGGUGAAGGUCGAAAGCCUGAAUGUGGUAUCGUAUGUGGCGAAGAGUAGCGCAGUGGCGUUGUGGCUGUUGGAAAGAGGAAGAGACGAGAUCACACUAGGUUCCACAAGAUACGUGUUGGAGUUUAAGGCCUGGAUGACGAAGGCGCAACUGAAGGAGCAGAGAAGGCAAGAGGAGGAAUCAACCUUCUGGGUGAUAGCAGUCCGGGUUCCACUGGACGCUAUGUUUUACCUGGAAGCACAAAUUCGAGAUGCGAUUGGACCAGUGAUACGCACGUAUCCUUCAGAACCGGACAGACAAAAGCCAACGCUGAUAAACUUGAAAUUUGACCUGGAUCCGACAGCGAGGCCAAAUAUGAAGGAUAAGAUAUUUGUGGUGACCUACGAAGGAGACACGUUGGUCGUUAAUCUGGCGUCAUCGGACACCCCCAGAUGUAGAAGAUGCAAAGCAUUCUUCCACGAAGAGGCGCAGUUCCGAAGAAACCGACAACAUCAGAAUCAACAGAGCAAUUCACAAGCAGGCCAGGGAGAUACGCGAGAGGCGUCGGUUACUCAACAACAGUAUAGAGGACCGCUAAAGCGGGGUGGAACCGGUACAAGAGCGGAUGAGGGAGGAAAAUAUGCAAGAUGCCACACGAGAUUAUCUGAAUCCGAUGUUCUCACCAGGGCGCAUUCAAGACCAGGCUAUGUGCUCCCGACCUCGUCAUACCAUGGAUUUCCCCCGGGCAUGCCGAGUACAUACUCGGCCUUCUGGUCGUGGCCGACGUCGGGACUCCAAAAUCAGGAGAUGAACCAAGGAGGGUACGGGAUGUCGUGCAUGCAACUAGGAGAACUUCACACCAAUCAAGGGGAACAAAAUCAGGAGGGAGAUAACCCUUCGGGAGGGUAUAACGUGCCAUAUGCGGCUGCAAGAACCCCGGGGAUGAUCCCGGUAGGAAUAGUGGAAACGAGUCUCCAAGGCGGAUGGGGCAGAUCGUACGGAGCAGCCAGCCCCCCGGGGGGGAUUCGGCUACCAAGAUUGAGGAUGAGGGAACAAGCGGGGAAGAAGUACAAGAAAGUGGCAACGGACGAAAUGAAGGACGAGUGUCGUCAGCGACAAUUCAUCGGCAAGACCAAGAAUUACACGAGGUAGACGAGGCGGAAGGAGGGUCUACUGGACAUAGACGUCCUACACUUGGGAAACAAAGGAGGCUCAGCAGA